Messenger RNA from Penicillium brevicompactum, 2031 nucleotides. RefSeq lists its product as uncharacterized. The coding region runs from base 1 to 2031 and encodes 676 amino acids. The record is from RefSeq and is a predicted model, not a curated record. Lineage: Eukaryota; Fungi; Ascomycota; Eurotiomycetes; Eurotiales; Aspergillaceae. The transcript is spliced from 3 exons.
AUGAUCAACCUUGUGGCAGCGUGCCUCAUUUUGGCUGCCACUGCCAGCGCUGUAGCCAGCCCAGCAUCUCUCAACUCCGACAUUUCUUUAAUCUUUCAUAAUGACUUGAUGGAAGGUGAAAGUCCUCUGUCUGGCUCGGCGGUUUUGAUUCUUGGCCCUAGGACGUGGCAAGAAGCAACCAAAAGCUGCCUGGAGCUCGGGGAAACUCUCUGGAGAAGUGACUCAGGCUUCGAAUUUAUUCAAAGUGACUUGGAUUACCUCGUGUAUCUCGGUAGUUAUUCCCCAAAACAACAGUUUUGGACUGCUGCCCACAACCAAAAGUCAUCAACCAUCAACGCAGAUGGCCAGAUCAACCAUGCUUCCCCACAAAAGAGACUGCCUGUGAUAUGCACACAGACCGCUCCAUAUUCCAACAGCACAUCCCAAGAUACAAAUGAGAGAUGGCGAUUGGUGGUGGAGUCUGGCAAUCAACAACUAAUCGGAUUUCGUGAUCGUUGCAGCUUCCGAUUUCUGGGCGUCAGAUAUGCAAAACAGCCACGACGAUGGGAAUACUCAGAACUAUACAAAGGCAGCAACGAGAGUGCAUCGGCGCUCGAUUAUGGGUCCGAGUGUGUACAAGGCACAAGUGGCUCAGAAGAUUGCUUGUUCCUCAACAUUUGGACCCCUUAUAUUCCUUUACCCGCCAAAACCACAAAGAAGAACCUCAAGCCUGUGAUGUUUUGGAUACACGGUGGAGCAUUCACAGGCGGCACUUCUAGCGAUCCAACCUUCGACGGCAGCAAUCUCGCCUCUCGAGGCGAUGUAGUUGUGGUUGCAAUAAAUUAUCGUCUAGGGACUUUGGGUUUUCUCGCGCUCGACGACGGGAAAACAACUGGGAAUUAUGGUCUAGCAGACCAGAUCAUAGCCCUGGAAUGGGUUCGUCUGAACAUCAAGGAUUUUGGUGGUGAUCCAGACAGGAUCACGAUAUUUGGACAAUCUGCUGGUGCUGGAUCAGUCAGAGCACUGCUCGCAUCCCCAAAGGCACGAGGCAAGUUUUCUGCGGCAAUAAUGCAGAGCAAUCUAGGAGGCUUGGGAUACGGCACAACCUAUUCGAAAUACUAUUCCAUAUCGCAGGAAAUGGAAAUCGUGGGAAAGGCGAUUUUGAGCGAAACCAACUGCACACAGGCUGUUUCGCCUGUCGAGUGCCUCAGAGCCCUUCCUGCAACAUCAAUCUCGAGUCUCGAACACACGGCACGUUACCUAGUUGUGGAUGGUGUUUAUCUCCAAACAACAGAACUGGAUCUCACCAACUCAACAUCCACUGCUAGAGUCCCACUCAUGAUUGGCACCAUGAGAGACGAUGGUGCUGCUAUGAUAGGCUAUCCCUCAGAAGGAGAAACGUUUCGAGCCUUCCUCAACAGCUCCGAUCUUCCUGGCAUAAUUUCAGAAAGCCAAUUAUUUCCCGUUCCAUCGACCUCCAACGCCACACUAGAUAUAUUCAAUGUAUCAUCUCGUGUAGCUACAGAUGGUAUGUUUCGCUGCAUUGAUGCAGCAACUUCUCAUGCAGGCUUGAAGAACCAUAUUUUCCCUGACAUCUUCUACUACGAGUUCAACCGCUCGUAUCAGAUGCCUGGCUGGUCACCCAAUCCCCCCGUGUGCAAUGCGCCUAUCACAGAAGAGUUUCCGGAUGGUGAUCCCAGCAAAGAGUACUUCAGAUGCCACUCUGGGGAGUUGUUCUACAUAUUUGGGACUUUCCGCCGCCAGAGUCUGCCAUUUCGAGAUGAUUUUGAUCUACCAUUUAGCCAAUACGUGCUAGAUUCAUGGGCAAGCUUUGCAAGAAAUGGAAGGCCAACGCCUGAUCCUGCGUUCUUGAAGGCAAGAGGGUACACGAAUACCACCCAUGAAAUCAAAACUAGUGGUCCAUGGGAGUCGUUCAAGAGCGGCGGCCAGAUGCGAGUACUCCAGUGGCCUUCGGUGAUGACAGGGUUGGCGGACUUGAAGCAAUGCCGUGAUCUGAAUCUGCCGUUGGACUUUUUUAUUAACCGGAACUGA